AUGACAAAAAUAUUCAAUGACUGGUUUGCAAAUAAAAUAAUACAUAAAGACAAAAUCUUAAAUUUUGAUUUUUUAAAUAGAAAGGGAUUUAUAAAAAGCAUACAAGACACAGAAUAUUAUUUUCUAACAGAGUCAAUAGAUACAGUUGAAUAUGAACUGUACAAGUAUUUUAACGAAAAGAUUUCUAAUGAGAUGAAUAUAGAAGAUUGUAAUAUUGAAAUAAAGAAAUUUAUAAAAAACUUACAUGUUUAUAAUGAACUGAAAGAUAUAGGACAAGCCUUAGUAAAUAAAAUAGCAGAGAGGAAAAAUACAACGUCAAAAGAAAUACUAAAAGAAAUGGAUUAUGAUUUUGAGAAUUGA
Vairimorpha ceranae is the source of this 360-nucleotide messenger RNA. Its product is annotated as swi5-like protein. The transcript has a single exon. NCBI's taxonomy places the organism in Eukaryota, Fungi, Microsporidia, Nosematidae. The record is from RefSeq and is a predicted model, not a curated record. Bases 1 to 360 code for a protein of 119 amino acids. Gene Ontology annotation, cellular component: Swi5-Swi2 complex; Swi5-Sfr1 complex. Gene Ontology annotation, biological process: meiotic DNA recombinase assembly involved in reciprocal meiotic recombination; meiotic joint molecule formation; double-strand break repair via homologous recombination.